UGUAGGCGUUGACAAUUCCAUCUUUCUUUCGUAUCCCUAUUAAUUUUUUUAACAUUAAACAUAUAUAGCAUAUAUAUUUUGUAUCCGCAUUCAUUUUUUAAACAUUAAGCAUAUUACUUAGACAAAUACGAAAUCUAAUAGAAAUGUGCUGCUCCAAUGAUUGUCUCGAAAAAGUCUGUUGUUCGCUGGAGGUCAAGGCGCUGUUCUUCAGCAUUUGGACUAUCGUACAUGGAGUAAUUUUUUUUGGAGCAUCAAUUUACUUUUUUGUUGCUGCAAUUAAUUGUCCACUAUAUGGGGCCAUUCUGGCAUUGAUAGGCGCCAUGGUGCAUCUAGCAGGUGGACUAUGCUUGUUAUUUGGCUAUGGGGCUGACAUGAGACCCUUGUUUUUGGCUGGCAUCAUUCUGAGCUCCAUAAUUCCCUAUAUAUUAUUGCCAUCUAUUUACCUACCAGUCAUUCAAAUAAUCUUUACUAUUACAUCAUGCAUAUAUUAUAAAAAAGAGAUGCCAAAAUAAUACCGGACUAUGAUGAUACCGGUUUAUGAUUUCGAUUGCUGAUCCAGAAUCAAUUCAAACAAUUACAAAUUUAUUUGAAAGCAAAUGGAAAUUGAUGACAAAAAUGCAAUGGGAAAAUUUAGUUCUUAUAGAUAAUUGGAAUCGAAUUCCUAUUUCUAUAGAAACUUAAUCUUAGGCGGAAAGUAAUCUAUAGGACACUUUUUACAAAACUUUAUACCAUAGCUUUUUAUAGUUGAUUUUCAGGCAUCUCCUAGUCCUAAUUAUGUUUAUAUUCUAAUAGAUAUUCAAAAUUGUUGUAGUACGUAAACAAAAUUCCAGUUAAUUACCAGGCCUGCUCAAUUAUAUUCAUGUAGUUGACACAAAAUUUUUGAAUGACAUUAUAAGCUGUCAAAGUCGUUGAUGUAAACCAAUAAAUUAUAAAGUUGUUAUUGUAA
This is a messenger RNA of Drosophila virilis, 946 nucleotides long. NCBI's taxonomy places the organism in Eukaryota, Metazoa, Arthropoda, Insecta, Diptera, Drosophilidae. The record is from RefSeq and is a predicted model, not a curated record.